CUUUAUGAAUGAAUGGAAUAACAGUUUCGCCUUCUCCUCCUCUCCGUCGGUCACCGACUCAACUCAGCACCAAAGUCCACAGUAGUACCCAAACCCGUAUACACACACAUACACAUAUAGAGAGAGGAGAGAGAGCUGAGGAAGAAACAGUACAUUGUAGAGAGGAGAGGAGAGAGAGAGAGAGAGAUGGAGCAUCAAGAGCUAAAGCAGGAACACGAAGCGUACGGAGGGGAAAUACCUGACGAAGGAGACAUGGACACGGAUGUGGAGAUGUCUUCUAGGGUUGAGGACGAAGACUCUAAUUCUAAGGACUUAGAAGACAUGAAGAAGAGACUCAAUGAGAUUGAAGAAGAAGCUGGUGCUCUUCGCGAAAUGCAAGCCAAAGUUGAGAAAGAAAUGGCCUCCAUUCAAGAUCCUUCUGGUGCUUCUGCUGUUCAGGCUGAAAAGGAGGAGGUGGAUUCCCGCUCAAUUUAUGUUGGUAAUGUAGACUAUGCCUGUACUCCUGAGGAGGUCCAGCAACAUUUUCAGUCCUGUGGAACGGUCAACAGAGUGACAAUUUUGACUGACAAGUUUGGUCAGCCAAAAGGUUUUGCUUAUGUUGAGUUUGUGGAAAUUGAUGCUAUUCAAAAUGCUCUCCUUUUAAACGAGUCUGAGUUGCAUGGUCGGCAAUUGAAGGUAGCAGCUAAGCGAACUAAUGUUCCUGGAAUGAAACAAUAUCGAGGAAGGCAUCCCAACCCACAUCUUGGUUUUCGAUCCCGAAGGCCCUUCAUGUCUGGCCUGCCAGUUUAUCCUCCAUAUGCAUAUGGAAGGGUUCCUAGGUACAGACGUCCCGUUCGGUACAGGCCAUACUGAGGAUCUUGCUGGAAUUUUGGCCUUGCUAUUGAUUGAGAUGAUCUUGUUUUGACUGGUGGCCAUAUUGAUGAAAGGAACAGUUGCUGGCUUAUAGGCUUAAUGCAAUUUAUAUAAUUAUAUGUAUCUGAGUUAUAUGGAUGGUCGUUUUCCUUAGAAUUUGUACAAUUUUGAUUGCCUAAAAAAGCCUAAAUCUGUAACAUCAUCUGCAUCGCAGAUAGGCUUACUUUAUUUUUCCCUUUGGUUAAUCAUUUUGUGUUUGAACAAAUGUUUAGCUUACAGGGAUGAUAUAUUUAAUUGCUUUAUUUCAUGCACUUGUUAUGUGCUUUCGCUAAUUGAGUGUGCAAUGAGAAGGUACUCUAUUAGGAUGAGGGCGUCAUGUCAUGGGUUCGAAUCACUGGAAUAGGCUCUUCAUAUGUAGA
This is a messenger RNA of Ilex paraguariensis (yerba mate), 1271 nucleotides long. The record is from the annotation of a GenBank genome assembly. NCBI's taxonomy places the organism in Eukaryota, Viridiplantae, Streptophyta, Magnoliopsida, Aquifoliales, Aquifoliaceae.